CGUUUACUCUUGUGUUUAGCUUUUGAAAAACAGGCUUUGCUUAUAGGCACGGCGCCGCCGACUUAGGCCGCUGGUUUAUUGCAGAGGCGCUGAAAAAUGGAGGCCAUCGCUCCUAAGCCGCAUAAGGAGCUCGUGAAGACGGUGCAGCUUGAGGGUCAGGUGCUGCUGAAGAUUAUCCAGCAUUGCACUGAGGCGCUGCCCCAGAACGUUACCGGCCAGCUGCUGGGCCUGGAUGUUGGUCAACAGCUGGAGGUGACGGACUGCUUCGCGUUCCCGGCUACCGUGGCGGACGAUGACUCCGAGGCAGAGUCGGCCGGCGCCAACUACCAGCUGGAGAUGAUGCGCUGCCUGCGUGAGGUGAACGUGGACAACAACACCGUCGGCUGGUACCAGUCGGCCAACAUGGGCACCUUCCAAACCGUGGAGCUCAUAGAGACGUUCAUCAACUACCACGAGAACAUCAAAAAGUGCGUGUGCAUCAUCUAUGACCCCCAGCGCUCAUCGCGCGGCAGCAUCGCGCUCAAGGCGAUCCGCCUCAAGGAGUCGUUCAUUGAGCUGAGCAAGGAGCAGAAGCUGACGCUCAAGGGCUUUCGCGAGGCCAACCUGUCGUGGCGUGAUAUCUUCGUGGAGCUGCCCAUCCGCAUCCGCAACAGCAACCUGGUGCAGGCGCUGGUGGCGGACCUGAUGCCCGCCCCCACCGCGACCCAGGCGGACGUGGAGCGACUCAACCUGUCCUCGGCCCCCUUCCUGGAGCGCAACAUCCAGUCGUUGCUGGAGUGCGUGGACGACAUUGUGGCGGAGCAGCAGAAGGUGACCAUGUACCACAAGAACGUGGCGCGCCAGCAGCAGGCGUACGCGGUGUGGCUGGCCAAGCGGCGGCAGGAGAACCAGCAGCGGCAGGCUGACAACCAGGAGCCGCUGCCGGAGGAGGACCCAAAUCUGUUCAAGCCCAUUCCCGAGCCAUCCAUGCUGGAUAACUACCUGGUGACCAACCAGAUCGCCACCUACUGCGACCAGGUCAACGUGGCGGCGGGCGAGACCAUUCAAAAGCUGUUCCUGAUGGAGGGCAUGCAGAAGGCGGGGUUGUAAGCUCGAGGACCUGCGAGCGGAAGAGCAGGCGCUUGCUGGGGCUGCGGGCUCGGCUGUACAGACCCAUGACCACGGGAUGCAGACACGGGAUGCAGGAGGAUGGCACCGCUUAUGAUGGGUGCUGUCGCAGAGGCUGUGCUUGCAGGGGCCAAACAUGAAGCGCGUAGUGUGUGCUGUGGGACUGUAGUGGUUUGAAGGCGGAAGGCGCUGUCUGGUGCAACUGCUCUACCGAGCACACCUACCAGUGGCAUUAGUUAUUAGGUGCUCAGUUUGAGGGACAAAGGGCGGGAUGGGAUUGGGUGGGGCGUUUGUGGUAUGGCCGCGUUGAAGCACACACAGCUUGCGCUGUUUUGAGCGCGCCAGCUAGCGGCGCAUAGGCAGACAUGACGAGUGCAGAGUGUUGUUGCUCUAAGAGGGUGGACGUAACCAGUACACGAUCAGACAUUGUAGGAGGACUGCAGGAGUGCAAGUUGUGAGGUGUCGCUGUGUGCAACCCGCGGCAAGGUCCGUGACGGUUGACUCUCCUCGCGAGGGCGAACAUGGGCGCACGUACAAGUAAGACAGCCCACAUUCCCUACGCGGCAGGCUCUGCCUUGUCGGUAUGUAAGCGUAACGGCAU
Messenger RNA from Chlamydomonas reinhardtii, 1708 nucleotides. RefSeq lists its product as uncharacterized. The record is from RefSeq and is a predicted model, not a curated record. Gene Ontology annotation, cellular component: eukaryotic translation initiation factor 3 complex; eukaryotic 43S preinitiation complex; cytosol. Gene Ontology annotation, molecular function: translation initiation factor activity; protein binding; metallopeptidase activity. Lineage: Eukaryota; Viridiplantae; Chlorophyta; Chlorophyceae; Chlamydomonadales; Chlamydomonadaceae. Bases 97 to 1089 code for a protein of 330 amino acids. The transcript has 3 exons.